CUUUGCGAUAGGCGCGUGCGCGUUGGGCAGACAUGGCGGAAUUGGAGAUUGGGCAGCACUGUAGGGUAGAGCACUGUCGGCAGCUGGAUUUUCUACCUUUUGUGUGUGAUGGCUGUUCCCAAGUUUUCUGUCUUCAGCAUAGAAGCCGGUCUGCCCAUGGUUGCUCUGAGGUAAAUCUGAAAAAUGAAGACGUGAAACCAGAUCAUCACAAAUCUUUCUUGUGCAUGUACAAAGGUUGUGAUGGUAAAGAACUUGUACCAGUGUGGUGCUCAUUUUGUGAAAAGCAGUUUUGUUUAAGGCACCGUCAUCAGUCAGACCAUGAAUGUGAGAAACUGGAAAUCCCUAAACCUCACAUGGCUGUAACCAAACAACUUGUUAAAAAUAUUGUAGAUUCCAAGAAAGAAACCACAGUGACGAAAAGGUGCAAAGGAGCAAAGAGCACUGAAACAGCAGCAAAAGUGGCCCUAAUGAAACUAAAAAUGCACGCAUGCGGGGAUAAGUCCUUGCCACUGACCGAAAGAAUCUAUUUCCAAGUAUUCUUACCUAAAGGAAACAAGGAGAAAAGCAAGCCCAUGUUCUUUUGUAGUAAAUGGAGCAUUGGCAAAGUAAUUGAUUCGGCAGCUUCCUUGGCAAACCUUAAAAAUGACAACAACAAAACCACAGCCAAGAAAUUAAGACUCUGCCACACAAUAUCUGGAGAAGCCUUACCUUUGGACCAUACUCUAACAUCGUGGAUAAGCAACAAAGAAUACCCACUCUACAAUGGUGGAAAUGUUAUCUUGGAAUAUCUUGAUAAUGAAGCUCAGUUUUUAGAAGAUGCAAAUUCAUAUCUAGAAUAAUUGCAGUGAACUCUGGAUAUGUAAUAAUCAGCUUCAGUAAAAAACAAGGUCUGUUUAAAGCUGUAAGGGGAGGGGGUUCAUUCACAGCAAUCAGUUUUAGAAAUAGAUAUAUUAGAAUGUAGCUUAUUUAUUUUAUUUAUUUAUUUUUUCAAUUUAUAUACCGCCCAUCCCAGGGGCUCUGGGCGGUGAACAGUUAAAAUCGAUAAAAACAAAAACUAAAAUCAAUAUACAAAUAACAAAACAAAUUAACAAGGUGCAGUGGGACAAGGGUCUAAAUGCUUCUUGGCCCAAAGAAGCAUCUCUUUAAAAAAGUAUUGAGUCUGAGUUGAUAUCAGAUGAUCUGAAAAUUCCACCUGUGAGCAUUAAUCUGUCCUCCCACAUUAUCACACACAAAUCAUCACAAAUUCUGUAUCGUAUAUACUAAACAGCCAAGCGGCCCUGAUUUGUGGAUACUUCAAUCUGGAGAUUGGAGCCAUAAGCUGACAAGUAAGAUCUUUGUAAACACCUGAAAAAUGCUCCAGAUUUGCAGAAAAAUCUGAAAUCUAAAAAAAUACAUUGAGGGGUUUUAAAGAGGAGCACCUGUAGCUUUAACCAGAUCCCCUCGGUGGUUGUUGCUAGGCAACUGUAACAGCCUGUAUUCCAGGCUGGGCUUCUGUCAGUAAUAGGCAAGGAGGGAGCAGGCCCCUUUCCAUGACUGCUUUGGCCUAUGAGGGAAGAGUAAUUGGGGCCAGGCCCAAAAGCAACCACUGGGCAACUUGAUAACUCACGACUUGCAUGACUCAUCCAGGUCUGGAUGUUUGCUACUGUUCAACAACAGGCACCCCAGAAAAACCAAUGUAGUGUAGUGAUUAGAGUUUCCAAGUAGGAUGUCUGAGACCUAGGUUUGAACUGCCGCUCUGCUGUGGAAGCUCACUGGGUCACUUGGAUCCAGUCAUAUACUUUCAGCUUAACCUACUUCUCUGGGCUGUGAGGAUAAUAUGGCGCAAGGAGAAUAAUGUACGCUGCUUUGGGUCCCCAUUGAGGAGAAACACAGUAUGUAAAUGAAGUAAAUUAAUAAAUAUAGAUGAAGAUGGCAGAUAAAAGGUAAGUUGUGUAGUGGAUUUGAAGGAGAGAAGGAUGUAGGGAAAGGUGAGCAUAUGGAAGCCAUCAGGAGGAAAGAAAGAAGAAAUGGUGUGGGAAAGGGGAUAUAGUAGAGUUGCAAGCUGCCCCAGCAAUCACUUGACACUGGGAGGCAUCCUGGGCAAAUGGGCGUACACACCUCUGUGCCCUGCCAUGGUGUCAUCACUUUGGAACUGAUAUCAUCACGUGGGGGGCAGGAGUGCACACACACUUUGCACCAGGGCCAGAUCCUUAAGAAUCAGCCCAAAAUAUAAUGUCAUUCUGCAGUGGGAUGUGGAGGUGCACGCAUAUGAGAUACAAAGAUAAAUGCUGCACUCCUGCAACCCCACCCUCCCGAUCUGGCAACCCUAGGAUAAAGGGGAAAGUGAAAUACCUCCCACAAGUCUUUACUGGAUCCCUACCAUACAACUGGACUAUAGGGAAGAGGCUGCUGGGUGGGGGAGGAGGAAAGGUGAAGUCAGAAGGUUAGACUAAGGAGGGUGGGAAGGACACAAAGUCACAGGAAACAGGGGCAAGGCUAUGGGGGGCAGGAAAGGGAAAGGGGAGCAGAAAAUAAGAUGCCCACCAUCAAGCCUGAAUCCUCCCUAGAGGCUAAAAUGACAAAACUAAGGCUAUCGUACUUUGGUCACAUCAGGAGAAGACAAGAUUCUCUGGAAAAUAAUGCUAGGAAAAGUGGAAGGCAGUAAGAAAAGAGGAAGACCUAAAACGAGAUAGCUUGACUCAAUAAAAGAAGCCACACCUUCCAGUUUGCAGGAUCUGAGCAAGUCUGUUAAUGAUAGGACGUUUUGGAGAUCUUUCAUUCAUAGGGUCGCCAUGGGUUGGAGGCAACUUGAUGGCACAUAACACACACACCACCAGUCCUUGCAGGUUCCCCACUUGUACUUGUCUAAGCUAUAGGG
Eublepharis macularius is the source of this 2857-nucleotide messenger RNA. It is a transcript of the gene ZFAND1, whose product is annotated as zinc finger AN1-type containing 1. NCBI's taxonomy places the organism in Eukaryota, Metazoa, Chordata, Lepidosauria, Squamata, Eublepharidae. Gene Ontology annotation, biological process: cytoplasmic stress granule disassembly. Gene Ontology annotation, molecular function: zinc ion binding. The coding region runs from base 33 to 839 and encodes 268 amino acids. The record is from RefSeq and is a predicted model, not a curated record. The transcript has 8 exons. Gene Ontology annotation, cellular component: cytoplasm; cytoplasmic stress granule.